AUGCCCGGCAAGCGGAGUGGUGACUAUGAGGACCCACAGAAGGUUAAACGGCCUCGCGGGCGGCCUCCCGGCCCCAAAGCCGGGCUGUCGGCUGCGGCGAGGGCGGCGGUGGUGGAGGCCGCCGCGGCUUGGGCAGCGGCCGAGGCCACCCCAGGCGGCGCGGAGGCCAUGGGCAUCCUGCUCCCGGGCCAGACAGGAAUCAAGAGGAGGCGGAGGGUCAUGCCUCUGGAGGACAAGAUGAAAAUUCUCGAGAAGCUGGAAGAAGGCGUGAGUAACACCGACGUGGGGCGCCUGUUUGGCGUCAACGAGUCAACCGUGCGCACCAUUAAGAAAAACGAGAAGGCCAUCAGGGCCAGCAUGGAGAGCGUUUCGCCCGUCUGCUCCAAGGUGUUGUGCAUUCCCCGGGACGUCAACAUCGAGAAGAUGGAAACCGAGUUAACCUUUUGGGUGGAGGACCAGACCAUAGGGGGCCGGCCUCUGACGCUGAAGGCCAUCUGCAGCCAGGCCAAACGCAUUUACAAGCAGCUGGUGGAAACCACUGGCAACGGCAACCCGGAUAAGUUUCAUGCGAGCAAGGGAUGGUUUGAGAAGUUUAGAAAUCGCUACAGCCUGCGAAAUUCGAGGUUGAUGGGAGAGGAAGAACCGUUAAAUGCCCAGUCGGCGCCCAAGUAUUCCAAACAACUCCAGAGACUGAUCAGGGCCAGGGGCUAUGUGCCUCAACAGGUCUUCAACGCCGAGGAGAUGAGCCUGUUUUGGAAGUGCAUGCCCUCACGUACUUUUAGGGAAAAAGACAAAAAUCCCGAAAGCUUAGAGGAAGCCAAGGACAGGAUUUCCCUCAUUUUUUGUGCCAACGCCGCCGGUGACAAAAUGAUAAAACCCUUGCUGCUUUAUAAAGACCCUAAUCCCACUUGUCUUUUGGAAAAAGAUAAAAACCGCCUUCCUGUGUUCUGGCGAUCACACCCCAAAGUAUCACUAACCACUGCCCUCUUUUUGGAUUGGUUUCAUAAUUGUUUUAUCCAUCAGGCCCGGACUUACUUAAUAGAAAAAAAUCUUGAGUUCAGAGUGUUGCUAAUUCUGGACAGAGGUCCCAAUCACCCAGACUCAUUAUUCUUUGCUCAUCCUAAUGUUGAUAUUGUGUUCCUCCCUCUGGAAGGCACUAGCUAUCUUCAGCCCUUGGAUCAGGGUAUAAUUGAAGCAUUCAGGAGGUAUUACACCAAGCAUAUGUUUGACCACUUUGCUGACUGUAUUGAAAAGAACCCUUGUCUUACUUUAAAAGAAACAUGGCAACAGUACAGCAUUGCCGAUGCGUUGGUAGUGAUAAAAGAAGCAAUGGAUGAUAUAAAACCGGCAGCUCUUAAUAAAGCCUGGUGGAAACUUUGGGAUGAUGUUGUGAACGAUUAUGCAUGUUUCCCUAGAGCUAACGAAGAAGUUGCGAAAAUCAUAGAGUCUGCAAAACGGAUGGACUUUAAAUUCUUUGACAUUGAAGAGGGUGAAAUUAACGAACUGCUCAAGUUUCAAGCUUUGGCCAUAACUGAGAGAGAGUCUGUAUCAGUAAAUACAGAAGAAGACAAGUCCCCAGAACCAGAGGUUAAGAUGAAUCUAAGGAAACUGAAUGCUGUCUUACGUCAGGCUUCAGACCUCAUUGAUGCUGCAAUUGAUAUGGAUCCGUUCCUUGACCGAAGUUUGGCCUUUAAAAAAGACUUAAAUAAAUUGUUAUAUACCUAUAAAGAGGUGCAAAAGAACCUUCAGAAUAAAGCAAAGGAGUUGAAGGAGGAAAAAGACACGAACAAAGAGGUAGUGUGGAUGAAGACGAUGGAUACAGAAUCGGAGUCUGAAGGGGAGUCUGAAUCUGAAUCCGAGUCGAAAUCCGAAUCCGAGUCGAAAUCCGAAUCUGAAUCCCACAAAGAGGAGAAGGUAGAGAGAAAGAAAGAGGAUAAGAAGCCUCCAGAAGAAGAUCCUGGAUCCUCAGGCAGUGGCACUGAGACUCUCACUAUAUCUGAAGAAUCUGCCAAAGCCAUAAAUGCAGAAUUGGACUUUUGGAAUCUAACCUUGGAACUGAAUCUGGAGAGAGUAGACGUGCCUGAACUAAAGGAAGAAGAGAAUCCAGAGGCAUUUCUUUCCAAAUGA
Molecule: messenger RNA, 2127 nt
Organism: Neogale vison (American mink)
Lineage: Eukaryota; Metazoa; Chordata; Mammalia; Carnivora; Mustelidae
Product: tigger transposable element-derived protein 1-like
Exons: 1
Coding region: 1-2127 (708 amino acids)
Cellular component (GO): nucleus
Molecular function (GO): DNA binding
Source: RefSeq, a predicted model, not a curated record